AUGAUUCACGAAGACAGUCGAGGAUUCACGAAGACAGGCGAUGAUUCACGAGGAGAGGCGAGAAUUCACAAGGACAGUCGAGGAUCCUCGAAGACAGGCGAGGAUUCAAGAGGACAGGUGAUGAUUUACGAAGACAGGCAAGGAUUCACGAAAACAGCCGAGGAUUCACGAAGACAGGCGAUGAUUCACGAAGACAAUCGAGGAUUCACAAAGACUGGCGAUGAUUCACGAGGAGAGGCGAGGAUUCACGAGGACAGGCGUUCACGAGGAGAGGCGAGGAUUCACGAGAACAGGCGUUCACGAGGACAGGCGAGGAUUCACGAGGACAGGCGAGGAUUCAAGAGGACAGGUGAUGAUUCACGAGGACAAGCGAUGAUUCACGAGGACAGGCAAGGAUUCACGAGGACAGGCGAGGAUUCAAGAGGACAGGUGAUGAUUCACGAGGACAGGCGAUGA
Messenger RNA from Mya arenaria, 456 nucleotides. Its product is annotated as eukaryotic translation initiation factor 3 subunit A-like. The record is from RefSeq and is a predicted model, not a curated record. Bases 1 to 456 code for a protein of 151 amino acids. Lineage: Eukaryota; Metazoa; Mollusca; Bivalvia; Myida; Myidae. The transcript has a single exon.